Molecule: messenger RNA, 1290 nt
Organism: Colletotrichum lupini
Lineage: Eukaryota; Fungi; Ascomycota; Sordariomycetes; Glomerellales; Glomerellaceae
Exons: 2
Coding region: 1-1290 (429 amino acids)
Biological process (GO): exocytosis; vesicle fusion
Cellular component (GO): plasma membrane; SNARE complex
Molecular function (GO): SNAP receptor activity; syntaxin binding
Source: RefSeq, a predicted model, not a curated record
AUGAAGAAGUUCGGCUUCGGCAAGAAAGGCGGCGACGAAGGCGACGAUGCCAAUCGCUCCGCCCUCUUCGGGCGAAAGAGCAAGUCUCCUGCUCCGGGCAACGACAAUCCUUACGCACAAGCUCCAGCUGGCGGCGAUCCCUACGCUCAGGACGCGAAUAAGUACGCCGGCAUGACGCCCUAUCAACGAGCACGAGCCGGUGUGCCCAUCAAUGGCGGUGCCCCCGGCGGCCUUCCUGGCGGCCCGAGGGCCGGUGCUGGCUCAGGUGCCCCGCCACAGCCUGCCGGUGGGUACGGGAAUGAAAAGUACGGGGCCGCAGGAGGAUACGGGGCGAAUCGCUACGACAACAACCAGAACGCCUACGGCGCGAAUCAGCGAUCAGGUGCCAAUGGCGGGGCUCGCGGACCCGGAGGCUACGGCGGUUUGGGCCGGACCAACAGUGACAGCACCGAUGCUGUGCGCGACGAGCUCUUCAGCGGAGCUCAAGACAGAUACCAGCAGAACAAGCCGCAGGCUGGAGGCUACGGCCAAUCGACGACUCCGUCUGGCGCUGAUGGGGGAUACGGCGGAUACGGAGCUCCCCGUGAGCUCACAGCCGAAGAGCAAGAGGAGGAGGAAUACCGAGCUACCAAGUCACAAAUCAAGGAUAUCAGAAAUGAGUCUCUUCAGGCCACCCAAAGAAUGCGUCAAAAUGCGAGCAACAUUGAGGACGUAGCCAAUGCGUCCCUCGCUAGGCUUGCUGCUCAAGGCGAGCGUCUGCACAACACAGAAAGGAACAUGGACAUAGCGGCAAACCACAAUAAGAAGGCGGAGGAGGGCGCCAAGGAUCUUAAAAAGGCCAAUGGAAGCAUGUUUGCAGUUCACAUCGCCAACCCAUUCACAUCCAAGUCGCGUGCGGCACAACGAGAUGCGGCGAUUCUCGACCGACACCGCCAGGAGCGUGAGGUUCGCGAGGCAACCAGACACGAGGCUUUCAAGUCCAACCAGCGAAUGGAAGAUACCUUCAGGGAAAUGUCGCUGUCUGGUCGUCCUCAAAGGGAGUCAGAGGGACAAACCAAGAAGAAGUUCACUCUCGAUAGUGAAGACGAGGAAGAAGAAGAGAAAGAGAGGGCGAUUGAUGACAAUAUCACCGCUAUUUCCGGUUCGGUUGCGCGUCUUAACCUGGGAGCCCACGCUUUAGGGAAUGAGGUCGAUGCACAGACUGUUCUCAUCAACAAUAUUGCCAAAAAGAGCGAUGCCGUCGACGACGGAGUCAGAAUGAACAGAGAGCGUCUGAACCGCAUCAAGUAG